Molecule: messenger RNA, 1499 nt
Organism: Physella acuta
Lineage: Eukaryota; Metazoa; Mollusca; Gastropoda; Physidae
Product: elongin-B-like
Biological process (GO): transcription elongation by RNA polymerase II
Cellular component (GO): elongin complex; VCB complex
Molecular function (GO): protein binding
Source: RefSeq, a predicted model, not a curated record
AGCUUCUCGGUCACUAGCUAUUUAUUUUGGAAUUUAGGUAGAUUAGAUAGGUACAAACAAUGGAUGUCUUUUUAAUGAUUCGGCGUAAAAAGACAACCAUCUUUACAGAUGCCAAGGAAAACACCAAAAUGGGCGAGGUCAAAAAAAUUAUUGAAGGAAUUCUUAAAGUACCACCAGAUCAGAUGAGGUUAUACAAAGAUGACACUAUCAUAGCUGAUGAAAAUAAACUAUUGUCUGAGUACGGUUAUACCAGUUCGGUGGCUAGAGCUCAGUCGCCUGCUACUAUUGGUUUGAUUUUUAGGACAGAAGAUGGUGAAUGGGAACAGUUGGACAUUCAUCCCUUGUCUAGCCCACCUGAACUGCCCGAUGUCAUGAAACCACAGGAUGCAAACCAGGCUCACCAACCUGAAUCUAACACUGUGUAAAGCAACUAGCCCAGAGAAACUUAGAGGGAAAAUAACGGCAAUAAAGCAAAUACAAACACUUAGAUAAUCCUUGGCUUUUUAAAAAUUUGAUGAAGCUUAUUGGCUUUGAGCAACACAUUAUAAAGUAAGCUCAUAUUUAGGAAUAUAUAUAAAAAAUGUUUAUAAAUUAGAAUAGAUAUGUAAAAGCCGUACUAGUUUUAUUACUAUAAGCAGUUAUUGUAUUUGAUGUUACAUGUUUUUUUGUAUGAGCGUUUAAAUUAAGAGUGCAAGAAUCACUUUAGCUACUUGUGUUUCAAUUUUUGUGUGAAUAAUUAUUUUUUUUCCACUUAAUGGGUGUAAUUGUUUUUCUUGAGGUUUAAUAUUGAUUAUACAAAGUGUUAAUUGAGAAAUAUGUUCUUCAAAACAUUAUGAAACCUUGGUCAUAAUUAUACAUUUGAUUUGGUAAAGAACCAAAACUAUUGUGAAAUUUGUAUUUAUAGAACAUGAAAAGUGUUUUUAUACAAGUGAAUAUUGUAUCCUACUGUAACCUGGUCAUGUUUCUAUGUGUGUUUAAGAGCGCAAGCCUUUUUUAAGUGACAGCAAGUGAUCAGGCAUUUCUUUGGUGUUUUCUUUAAAUCUUUAUAUCAUUAGUGCAGAGUUUUUUUUACUCUAUACAAUUAACCCUAUUAAUUUUGUUUACUAGAUAUUUAAAAAAUAAUGGGCACUUUUUGAAGGCUUAUAUAUAAUUCUAGCACUUUACUAGUCUUAAUGGUUUUCCUUAAAUGUAUUUCUUACCCGAUUGUAUAGAAAUAUUUAUUAUAAACGAGCUGGGAAGUGUGUCAGUAAAUUGGCCAUGUGGUAUUGUUUACUUGGAGUUUAUACAAAUGCACCUUCUGGUACCAGUGUUGUUUCAAUUUGUAAAACAGAUGGUUAAUCUGCUCACUAUGUAUACACAAUGACGCAACAGCCUCACGUCAGAAACACUGUCGACAUAACCUUAAGGACUUCUCAUAGAUUUGACCUACUAAGCUUUUGAAUGUUUUCUGUUUUGUAAUGUUGACCAAAAACAAAUUAAAUCUUAAUUUCUACCACUCA